Molecule: messenger RNA, 2860 nt
Organism: Toxorhynchites rutilus septentrionalis
Lineage: Eukaryota; Metazoa; Arthropoda; Insecta; Diptera; Culicidae
Product: START domain-containing protein 10-like
Exons: 5
Coding region: 447-1529 (360 amino acids)
Molecular function (GO): lipid binding
Source: RefSeq, a predicted model, not a curated record
CGUUCAGUGUCUAUUUAGCGUUUUUCCUUGCGUGACAUAGUUUUUCUUUAGUUAACUAGCGACUUUGUGCGCGUGGUCGAAGUUAACAAAUCCCAGUUCCCGGCUGAGAAGUGGAUAAAACACAAAAGAAAAUUGAUUGUGUAGCGAUAAUUUCCUCAAGCUUUCGUUUGUUUUUUGUUGUUUCGAAUCCUUGUCGGUGCUUGGAUGGAUUGUGUUUGUGUUUUGAAAAGCAAAAGUUCAUUGGAUUUGCCAGUAAUUGGCAGACAGAAGACGGAUUGAUUGAGCCAACACAAUUUGCAGUAAUGAACAAAUCAUCAGUUCUUCAGAAGUGUUAGUGUUGUGUUCUUCGAGAGAAAAUUUGAAUGAGUUUUCCAGCGUUUACCCACAGUUAUUGACUUAGGCGCUGAACGGAACUGGCGCGUGUAUAAACGUGCGUACACAUAGGCAUGGCUCGUAUCGCCGAGGAUAGUGAUUUCGAGGCGCUGAAACGGUUGGUGGACGAUCACGAGGGAUGGACCUUGGAGCUAUCAAAGUCCGAUACACAGGUGUACACGCGUCCGGUCGCCGGAUGCAACUUCAACAUGGUGAAAAUUCACACUGAGUUCGCGGACGUUACGGCGGAUAUUCUCUUCGAUGUGCUGCACGACCCGGACUACCGCAAGGUGUGGGACUCGCAUAUGUUGGCGAGUGAGGAAAUUGGUGUGCUUAACGUCAACAAUGACGUUGGAUACUACGCCAUGUCCUGCCCACCACCGCUGAAGCCACGAGAUUUUGUGCUGCAGAGAUCGUGGCUCGACACGGGUCCUCGAGGGGAACAGAUGCUGUUGUCUCGUUCGGUACCGCACAAGAAUUAUCCUCCCAAGAAGGGCUAUGUGAGGGCGAUGUCGUACAUCACCGGAUUCGUUCUCAGAACCAAAGACCCCUCAAAGACUGGCUGCAUGUUGAAUUACGUGGCGCACUGUGACCCCCAGGGUACUCUCCCGCCGUGGUUAGUUAACAAGGUGACCCACACAUUGGGUCCUCGCAUGGUGAAAGAUUUGAAGAAGGCUGCCCUAGGAUACGUUGUUUGGAAGCAAUCGCAGCCACAUCUGAGGAAACCCUGGCGCUUCCCGGAGGAGAUCAGCUGUCCGAGAAUAUCGAUCGAUGACUGCUCGGAACUAAGCGCCACGCCUACAGUUCGCGCCCUCCCCCAGAUUCCCACCACUCCGGCAGCCAAUGGAAAAAUCAUCGCGGCAAAAAUAACCAAUAGUGAGACAACGCCUUCGAUGGAAACCACAAGCAAUAUUUUGUCUCUGGGAACAACAGCCGGAAAAAACAACAAACCCGACAAGAAAAGCAAAAAGAUGCUGGAGAAGAAAGAAAAAUCUGACGCUAAGCUGUGCGCUAGCAAUGCGAACGGUGCCAGCAGUAGUAACAAAAAGGACGAGAAAAAAGCCAAAAAAGAGAGCAAAGACGAUAGCAGCGUAAAGAAUAAAAAGAACGAAGGAGGCUUGAAGAAGCGAAGAUCAUUGUUGAGUUUAAAAUUCUAGAUAGCCAUCCAAUUUUUCUAAGCUGAGCUAAACUGGAAAAAGAAACGAAACUAUUACGCACACCGUUGGUGAAACAAUAGGAUAGUUCUACUCCAAUCAAACUGUUUUAAGGUUUUACAUUUUUAUCGGUGAGCACAAACAAAACCAUAUCAACAAAUAGAUUCAAUCUGAUCCACGUUUUACAAUAAAAUAAUGCUCUUAAGGCUUUCGAGUGUAACAAUAAAUAGUGGCACGAGCAACCCGACAACAACCAAGAUAGAUCCGAACAGCAAAACAAUUUCGUCAAUUGUGCAAAAUUCGAACGUUGUGAGACGCUUAGUGUAUAAUAAAUUUGUAUAUAAAAUCUGUUAUCUCCACGGCUGAUUGUUCACCUUUGGAAAUAGUCGUAGUAUUUUAAAGUCGUAACCCAAAUCAAAAAAAAGUUUUACCCAACUUUUAAUAGGUACGAAAUAGAACACUUCAAAACAUCGAUUAAUUGUUUUCUCGAUAAUAUUAAGGAUAGACUCCACUGAGAUCCUUCACCAGUUUCAAUUACUUAAACUUCUGACUUUUAUCCGUAUUCAAUCUGUUAAUAAAAUAUCACUGGUACGUUUGAACGUUUGUAUUUCUGAGGCCUUUCACUAGCUAUUUCCUGAAUGAAAAUUGAAAACAAAAAAAAACAAUGACUAAACCAGCAAUUGUGACGUAGACUAGUUUAGUUAACAAAUUCGAAUAUACAACAAACGAGACAUAAACAUGUUACAAUCAAUUAAGUAAGCAAAACUGUAUUAGUUAGAUAUUAAAGAUCUUUUUAUAAAUGCAUGAAGCAAUAUGCAACUAAUAUGUGUCGUGAAAUUCUUUCUAGACAAGAGAAGUUUAUAUACCAAACAACAUGUUAAAUAAACCGUGUCGCUAGGAAAUUUCCCGAUGGUGCACACGAUAAAAUUAGGCCCACAUGUGUGAUUUGGAAGAAUACUAUUUCAUGAUAACGUAUACCAGGCAAAGAUCGAACCAUUCCAAAAUAUUUGGGAUCCUGUAAGUGAUCUUGAAUAAUUUGGAGAAUUACUCCACUAAGCUUAAAUUUGUUGUAUACAUAUAUUGUUAGUUAAUGCGGGAUGCAGGAAAGCUAGGAAUUGUUAUUGUGAGUUAAGAUUACGUGAACUUUAUUUGUAGAUUGUGUUCUCACGGGAGAAGAAGAGAUAAAGGUGUAAUAAGAUGUUGUUCAAUAGGCAGCCGUAUUAUUAUCCUCGUGCGUUCUGUGCGACGAAUGAUAGUACACUAGAGAUAAGUGAAACUAUUUUGUUAGAGUUGGCCAAAUCGUUAAAUAAAAAUAAUUUUUCUGAGAAAUUAUA